This is a messenger RNA of Schistosoma turkestanicum, 1561 nucleotides long. The record is from the annotation of a GenBank genome assembly. Lineage: Eukaryota; Metazoa; Platyhelminthes; Trematoda; Strigeidida; Schistosomatidae.
UAUCUCGUGAAAAAGAUAUUGAUUAUUGGACGUAACGCAUUUAAAACCGUGCGCUACCAACUCCCAGUUCGGAUUAUUAGUUUGUCUUAAUCACAUGCUUGUGUUAUUUCUGAUUGUUUUCGAUUGUUUAUAAUAUUAAAUUCUCGGCGUUUUACGUGUUUUCUGUGUCGUUAUCUCACCUUUUCUUUUGUUAUUUUUUCCAGAUAACACAGCACACCGGGUGCCUUCAGGCUAAACGCAUACUUAUCAAACGCUGAUGUUAUAAUUACAUAUUUGCUACCGCUGUAAUUUCGGUCACCAAAUAUAUUUUACCUACACCAUUAGGUUGCUUACUAUUUCGGCUACGGCCUGUGGUUGAGGAUCAUAAUACAUUAUUAUUAUAGAUCGUUCUGCACCAUUGGCUUGUUUUCUUAUUCACUAUCGCUAUCGGGUUUAUAUUUUGCUUACAAGACACAAACGUUGCUGAGUAGCAUUUGUUAACCGAGUGACCUUUACUUGUGGUAGAUAUUUUCAGAAGCACCUUUCAAGUAACAUUCUUUAUCUAAAGAGAUGGAUCAUUUUCUUAAACGGAUGCCUGCAUUCAGUCGUGCAUUAGGUGAUAUUGAUUCUAACAGUGAUGAUGACGACGAAGACUUAGUCCUUGAUCAGAAUGAUCAUGAUGUUCCUAGUAAUUCCGUGCUAUUCACAAAUGAACAAGAUGAAGAAACAAACACCUAUCAAGUAUUUCGAGGCUACACAUCAAUAUCACAUGUCAUUUUAACUUUUGGACCAUUAACAAGUGCAUUCAUAACUCUUGGUAUGGAUAUCACCGACAGAAAUCCAUCGGUUAUUAAAGUAUCAUAUAAGAAAACUUCUCUAGUAUUUAACAGUUACUAUCUUCAAGAUUAUGACAACACACUGAUUAUUUGUAUGAAAUAUGAACCUAAAUAUUUGUGCUAUCAACACAAGCACAUUCUGUGUAACUACUUCCAACGUGUUUUUUGUCAUAAAGAGAAUUUCGAUAAUGGUUUAAUGACCAUUAAAGAUAUUAGUGUACUAUGUAGUCGACCGGUGACUCAGUACCUUCCAAGGUUAAAAACACGUCCCCCUUUUAUUCGAUGUAUACCAACUUAUUCUUUAUUGAAUAGUCAGUUUUCAAAGCUAGAAGAACCGACAAUCAUAACAGGCCUACCGGCUGAAGCUCUGAAUUGGUUUUAUUUCAAGUCCUUACCAGUCAAUGUAUAUAUUGUAUUUUAUUUACCACACGUUAGUGUAUGUGAAUGGUCAUCAGUAAAAGAGAUAUUCAACUGUUUAUUACCAGUUGGUAUUGAGAUAAUGCAUGAGCAGUUUUCAUCCAACAAUGAAUGGGACAAUAAGUUAUUGGAUGAAAAACUUAGGGAGAUGUGUAUUACUACAGUCUGCAAUAAUGAGCGUGCUAAAACAGACCAUAUGUAUACUUGAGCUGUGAUUUCACUUCAAAUUUGGCGUUAUUUUUUUGAACAUUCAUGAUAUUUUAAUUUUUUAAAAGAUUUUUAUGAUAAUUGGUAAUAAAUAGAAAUAAUUGAACACAGUACAGUUUUAG